Messenger RNA from Gadus morhua (Atlantic cod), 3459 nucleotides. It is a transcript of the gene slc39a9, whose product is annotated as solute carrier family 39 member 9. Gene Ontology annotation, molecular function: metal ion transmembrane transporter activity. Lineage: Eukaryota; Metazoa; Chordata; Actinopteri; Gadiformes; Gadidae. Gene Ontology annotation, biological process: transmembrane transport; zinc ion transport. The record is from RefSeq and is a predicted model, not a curated record. Gene Ontology annotation, cellular component: membrane. The coding region runs from base 486 to 1457 and encodes 323 amino acids. The transcript is spliced from 7 exons.
CCAAGGUAAGGAGGAAGCGUCACCCGGAAGUACUGUGUAUAGCACCAAACAACCGAGCAGCUGUCUACUUGUCUGCAGCUUGUUUUUAUUUUAUUAUUCUACAUCAAAUCCGGAUCGGCUCUCAGUGCUGAAAUGCAACGAGACCUCGGGAUCUCCGGUAGCACGUAAAGCCCGCGAUGCCAGCAGACGAAACGGUGUGUUUAUAACGUGUUGGAGUGCUAGCUACUUAGCCCAGCGUUGCUAGCCAGGCCACAGGCAAACAUCAUUUCAUUUGCGUUCGCGUAGAUGCUAUGGUAGCCAAGAAGGACGCUUAAACGGGAAUUCCUUGUUUAAUGAGAGCAAGAUCGUUGACUUUAGCUACAAAAACAACGUUGGUGGCAUGUUAUGCACAAAUAUCCACUGCAAGUGAAAGUGCACUAAAAGUUAAGGCUGGUAGCUUGUAGCGUUGGUGAAGAGCUUGGAAGCCCUGCGAGAAGUGUGCAGCGAUGGACGACUUCAUCUCGAUCAGCCUGCUGUCCCUGGCCAUGUUGGUGGGCUGUUAUGUCGCCGGGACAAUUCCUCUAGCGGUCAACUUUUCAGAGGAGAAGCUGAAGCUGGUGACGGUGCUCGGCGCGGGCUUGUUGUGUGGGACCGCGCUCGCCGUCAUCAUCCCUGAAGGCGUGCACGCUCUUUACGAAGAAAUCCUAGAAGGUGCCCACCACGAGGCGGGCCAGGUCGGGGCGGUGGAAGGGCUUGACACCAAGGGGGCGUCAGACGUGGUUCUGGUGUCGGGCGGCGAGCAUGGCCACGGUCACGGCCACGCCCGCGGCCCCGACUCGCUGCACGCCUACAUCGGCGUGUCGCUGGUGCUGGGCUUCGUCUUCAUGCUGCUGGUGGACCAGAUCGGCAGCUCCCACAUGCACAGCAGCGACGCCCAGGACCCUGAGGCCGCCCGCAUCGCGUCCUCCAAGAUCACCACCACCCUGGGCCUGGUGGUGCACGCCGCAGCUGACGGAGUCGCCCUAGGGGCAGCAGCAUCCACCUCCCAGACCAGCGUCCAGCUCAUCGUGUUCGUGGCCAUCAUGUUGCACAAGGCCCCGGCGGCGUUCGGCCUGGUCUCCUUCCUGAUGCACGCCGGUCUGGAGAGGAACCGGAUCCGGAAGCACCUCCUGGUCUUCGCCCUCGCCGCGCCCGUCCUCGCCAUGCUCACCUUCCUGGGCCUCAGCCAGAGCAGCAAGGAGGCGCUCUCGGACGUCAACGCCACGGGCGUGGCCAUGCUGUUCUCCGCCGGGACCUUCCUGUACGUGGCCACCGUCCACGUCCUGCCCGAGGUGGGCGGGACCGGGCACAGCCACGCCCCCUCCCCCGCCGCCGGGGGCAACGGGGGGGGCGGGAAGGGACUGAGCAAGGUGGAGGUGGGGGCGCUGGUGCUGGGCUGCCUCAUCCCACUCGUCCUGUCAGUGGGACACCACCACUAAGGGCAGGACCCCCCCCUCCCCCCCUCUCCCCAAGACCACCAGACCGAUCGGACCCAAAGGACUCUCUGGAGCACUUGUGGCUCCUCCCCCCCCCACCCCCUUCUUCUCCUCAGACCCUCCCCCCUUUUUGCGUUCUCCUCUCCUGUCGAUAGACUUGUUGGUUCAAGCCGGCCCCGGGGGUCGUGUGGGACACCUGGUGGCCCGGAGGGGAACUGCGACGGAUUACUGCACCGUCCGCCGUAGCGUGACGUCGUGACGAUGUCACGCGUCUGGUCUCCACGGUCGCCGCCCCACACAGGUGGCCUGCGGUCGCUGCUAGUCUCCAAGGCCGCACGUCGUCCAUCUCUGAGUCCAUCUGAAAUCUAGAUUUUGUUUUCUAUGGGUUGUACAGACCGGGGUUGGAACUAGUAUCCUAUGUGGGGGGGGGGGGGGGGGCUUAGGGGGGUUAGUUGUAGGCUUAAUCGAAUGUGUAAGUGCCAUAGUAUCUGUAGGAAAUCUCUUUGAGACGGUUCUCUUCGGGCAGACACCUUUUUAGUUGCGGGUCAAAGGUGAUUUAUGUUGGAUAUCUCUUUUGAACCAAUCAAGUCGUUUGUUGUGUCCGAUGAUCCCUCCCCACCCACCCCACCCCCAUUGGUGGACGGACCACAUGUCCUCCUGUACUUGGGUCCCAUGUUGGGAAGAAACGUCUCGUUUUCGGCGCGGGUCUGUCUGCAGGCAGACCUGCGGAUGAUAUUACUGAGUGAGGGGGAGGGGGGGGGUCUGUUGUUUACGUACCUCGCUUCACUGGUCCCGCCUGUGUACUCCAACGGAAGCAGCCAAACACAUCUCCAUCUCCCCAUGGUGUACUUGAUGCGCUGGUUCCAACGGUAGCGUUACGGGACACACUUAACGGAUUCGACUAUCAGGAUCCCUAUAACCAAACCCAUGGAAGACAUCGGUCGCUGGUGACGUCAUCAUCACUACCGACCGACACUCUAACGUCACUGACCCACUGUGUCAUCAUGCACGUCACACAGUGUCGACAGACAGACAGACAGAGACACACGCACACAGAGACACCAACACACACACACACACACACAAGAUGGGGAUACGGGCCUGAUUUACCUUAGAGGCCAUCCUGGUUCUAGCUGGGUGCGUGCGUUCACCCUGCUAGCGGCCAGGUGAUUUGGGCCAACUACGGCCAUGUUUGUACGUUGUACAUGUAUGUAAACUGUAUAGAAUGGGUCUUAUGUUUUCCACAUCUGCUGUCCUGCUUUCCGUACCAGACCAGUUGGGGAAAUACCUGGGCUCACCUAAGUUUAUUUAGUUGUUAUCACAGCGAGGGACUUGUGAGUGCGCAGGAGGGAAAAGGGUCUUUGAUAACGAGGAGGACACGAGACACUCCUCUUAAAAAGGGUUUUAAGUGUAACUUGAUGUUAGAUGAUAUUCCUUUUUUUGGAAAUAACCGUUUUUCAGGAACCUGGUUUGACGCAUGCAGAUUCUCUUGCUGCAUGGUUCUCUUUUCUUUACAAUAACUUUAUUUACAACUACUCAGUGACGUAUUGAAGACGGACUUUGGGAAGGACAAAAUGGCUGCCCGUGACGGCAGCAGGGGCAGACGAUUGGCCCCUUUCUUUAGGCCAAUCAGGGACAGACGAUGUUCUUCACAGGCCAAUCAGUCGGCAUCAUGUAAACAAAACAACGUCGUCUUCGACUAAUCAAAUGACUUUUUCCCCAGCCGUGGUCAGAAUGUACCGGGGGUCUCUGUAUGGGCGGUCCUAGAGAUAGGGGUUAAUGUCAUAGAAACAGACCUAGUGGUGCAUUGUCGGUCGGUCGGUUGUGGGGGUUCUGGGGAGAGCUCCGUCGCGGGAUGAUGUCACACGAGGGGGGGGGGGGGGGGAUUGUCUUCUCUGUCAUUCCUUUAUGAAUUCUGCCUUAUUUCCAUUUUCCUUCUGAUUGUGAGAAAGUUGUAAAGCAACGUGUUUUAUGACUAUUAAAGCUUUUUUUGUUUUACAUUGUU